This is a messenger RNA of Corylus avellana, 445 nucleotides long. RefSeq lists its product as uncharacterized. Lineage: Eukaryota; Viridiplantae; Streptophyta; Magnoliopsida; Fagales; Betulaceae. The record is from RefSeq and is a predicted model, not a curated record.
CCAUUCACUUUGAUAUUUUGCAGUAAUACUUUGUGAGGAUCAUGGCAGCUGGAGGAGGCAGGGUUGCAAAAGCAAACAUGUUAAUGCUAAGGCAAGCCGUGCAAGUUGAACGUGGCUUCAGCAAGCACGCAGGAGUUGAUCAUAUGCAAAAACAGCCAGGAAAUCCAAGCUAUAGUGGGGAGAAGAUGAGUGAGUCGUCGUGCUGGAUUCCGCAUCCGCAUAGCGGUGUAUACUUUCCGAGAGGUCAUAAGUGGGUGAUAGACGACCUUCCGGCGGAUGUAGCUUCUCUAAACCCGACUUCCUGGCUGAGAAACAUUGACGGUGUGGACAGAGCAGAUCCAGAUUCUCCACCAUAUCAUUCCUUUCACACUAGUGUGUAAUCAUUUAUUGUAACAUUUCCUGGGGAUUUAUAAAUCUAAAAAUGUUGAGUGCACUUGUCGCUUAU